Zophobas morio is the source of this 516-nucleotide messenger RNA. RefSeq names its product large ribosomal subunit protein mL42 (gene mRpL42). The transcript has 2 exons. NCBI's taxonomy places the organism in Eukaryota, Metazoa, Arthropoda, Insecta, Coleoptera, Tenebrionidae. Gene Ontology annotation, cellular component: mitochondrial large ribosomal subunit. The record is from RefSeq and is a predicted model, not a curated record. The coding region runs from base 97 to 456 and encodes 119 amino acids.
UACUAUUUUAUAACCAAAUUGGGCAGUCGAGUUUAAAAACCUAAAAUUAUCGAAACUAGAUAAAAAUUAAGACUGCAGAAGUUAUUAUUAUUUGCAAUGAGUUUGAGGUUAUGUCACCCCCAUUCAGUAACCUUUAUCGCUCGAAGACUUUUCUCUGCUAAGUUCCCGGGUCACAAAAUCGUCCUCACCGACGACGAAAGCACCUUUGUGGCAUGGCACCCUAAACUCGACUACCCGUACGAGUGCACACAACCCUUACCAGAAGUCUCAAUCACUGAGACCUCAGUUCUCAAAACCCAACUAACCCCCCAACUCAUGGAAGUCUUCAACAAAAAGACUCCCGAGCAAGCCCGACAAGAACUAAUGAACAUCACCCACACCACCAAACACCGCUGGUUCCCCCGAGCCCGCGACAAGCGCGCCAAAAAGACCCCAAUGGACCGCGAAUACUUAUAAUUUGUAAAUUUUAUUAAUUAUGGUACAAAAUCGUAAUAAAUUAGUUUGUUAGAGCUACAA